UAGACAGGACACUUGCUGACAGGCAGACUUGUUUGUGCAGCAGCUAGUGUAUAAUGUUAGAUCAACUUUUACCUGCUUUGCGAAAUUUUGUGCGUUUAAUGUACAGGAAAUGAGAAACUCACAUUACCUUUCAUUCUAAUACCUCUACGUAUUUAAUGAGUAUUUGUGCUAAUUAAUACCACGUCGUGAAACUUCCACGAUGUCGACGCGAAGAGCGAGAAUAAAAGCUGUUACCUCGUUACCUCCUCGAAGGAAGAAUACUGAUAAACCAACUACAUCAAAGAAUGAUGUCGAAAAAGCGCUAAAAAGCCCCAAAACACCUCGAUCCCAUGUCAAAGGCGAUGGCGCUAGUGAAAAACCAUCUCCUGCGCCCAAACCACCACCUGGUCUAUUACCUUUACGUUCAGCAUCACCCAUGACACCUAAAGCACCCUUUACUCAGGAAAAAGUACCUAUACCAAGAGAAAACCGUCCAGCUACACCGAAAGUCUCUGAAAAUAUUUCAGUAAUAACGUCGGUCAGUAAAACCAGUGUAUUUGCUUCUCCACAACUAAGACGAGACAGCCCAGAUAUGAGGAGAAUAACGUCUCCUAUUACACCUAGAUUAAGCAAAAAUGUUGUCAAAUAUACCCCACCAUCAAUGAAAGUGUUUGACGGCCAGAAAGAGAACAAAACUGUAAAUACUGAGGCUAAUAAAAGUGAUAUUAUAGAUGAUUAUAACAAUGUGCCUAGUGUACCAGAAAGUGUUUCCGAAGAUGGAAUGGAUGGUAUCAUACCACUUCAACCUACCAUUUCUGCUCCGAAACCCAUAGAUCAGUUGAAGAAUGAAAUUAUUUCUGAAAAUGCUGAAGUACUCUUUGAUCCGAUUGUUCCAUUGCCUUCACCGAGUAAGGUUCGGCCUAAACUACGACCCGCACCACGGUUAGGCCCACAUCGGAGAAACAGUAUACAGGGUAGUGCUAGUGAAUCAGAGGAUGAAAGUCGACGAGCGCUUCUCAAUGCCGGGUCAACGACCCCAGCACCACCUAGACAGCGACAUGAUUCGCAUACGUCGUCGCUUAGCACACUAAUAUCGGCACCAGCCAGGGAAAUGAACCGCAUCCGAAACGACUCUGUGUGCUCAGGUGUGAGCCAGCUGACCUCGCAGCCGCCCGCGACCUCGCCCAUCAAGGAACAGAAACACGUGUCCAGGUCUCGUCGCCAAGAAAUGAGCCGUCGGAUGUCGGCGAUGCGCCGCCGACAUGAGAACGUACAAAAGGAGAAACUUACCAUGUAUGACCUAAUAUUCUACAACCCUACCACGAACCCCAUUGUUCAGACAGAAGACGAGAUAAUAGCUAAAGAGGCCAACCAGAAGGAGGCUGUGAGGCAAGCUCGGGAGAGUGAUGAGAAGGUCGAUGACCCCCCUGAGACUGAGGACGCGGCGCCCGUGCCACAGAUUAAACUCGGUCCUAAUGGAGAGAUUGUCAUCGAUGAACAAAGUUUGGUGAUAAAACGAACAGAGUCGCAACGCAAACUGUCGUCGGUGGUGCACGAGGGCGCGUGGAGCGGCGGCAGCGGACGCUACACGCGCGCGCCGCGCACCGGCGACUGGAGCGCGGCCGAGACUGUGCGCUUCUACCGCGCGCUCGCCGCGCUCGGCACUGACUUCACUCUCAUGGCGCAGCUCUUCCCCGACCGGAAGCGGAAGGACAUGUAUCUCAAGUUCAAAAAGGAAGAGAAAAUAAACGGCGCGCAAGUGGACAAAGCCCUACGGUCAGUGACUCGAUGGGACGUGGCGCGGCUCACGGAGGAGUUCGCGCACGAGCGGGCGGACGAGGCGCGGCGAGCGCAGCGGCUGCGCGAGGUCAAGGCGGCCGAGCGGGAGCGGGUGAAGAAGGCCAACCAGUGGCUGCAGAGGCAGAGUCGUAGCGUGAAAGCGCUGGAGUCUUCUGUAGUCCCACACGACGACAACAGCAACGUGAUAGACGAUCUGGUAGAACGAGCGCUCAACAACAACAAGCGAGGCAGGAGGCGGAAGACUACUGACCAAACUGGCGCCGACAAAAGAAAACCUUCAGAAACAGAAUCAACCUCAUCGACACCCAAAUCAAAUAUGGCCACACUGACGCUCAUAAAUAGCGCAAAGCGGUCACAGAGCAAACAAGGUUCAGACCUAACAAUAUCCAGAAUAAACCCGCACGCAGGAAAAGUGCCAAUCAGUUCCCAGCCGAAUUCCACAUCCAUACCUGCAAAUAUACAAGCUGGUUCUUUAGUCGUACUUCAAGUCAACGAUCCAAAUUCUCCAACGAAGAAAAUGUUACAAACAUAUAUUUCAAAAGGGCCAGGUCAAUUGACGCCUGUGGCGUUACCUCCCACCUUUUUGAACUCUGUUAUUGGUUAUAUGAAAAAGGGGAAGGAUGGGUCGUCCCCGCAACUAACGUCGCCAUCUAGUGUCGGGAGCCAAGAUAGUAGAACUAGUACCCCGAGUGUGAUACAAACUAAUCCAAGCCCGGCAGCGAAAAGACAGCGAAUUGGUUCAUACAAUAUUACGUCACUUUAGCGUGUUUUAAAUGUGGGUACUGUUUUUGCUCAUUAAAUAACGCCACUGUCGAGCGAAGACCCACUUUUGUGCUGUCAGUUACGUCUAGACACUCUUCGUUUAUCAAGUUUAUGUCAAAAACAUUGAUUCCAGGGUGAUGUUAUCGAAUAGGUUCACUCUGGAGACCGCGCCCACACUAUUACCACACACACACCCACAUUAUUAGUGUAAAGGAGGCAUAAGAUUAAAUUUUUAUUUCGCUUGCAUGUGUAACCGGUAAUAUUAUAGCACCUGAAGGUAUUUUUUGGAAUAACAUAUUAACAACACGUAUUAAUUUUAAGAAAAAAUCGUUCUAUUUUAAAAUCUGCACUCAAGACUGAUUUUGUCGUAUAAAUCCAUACCCAAAUCAAAACGCUUGUAUAGAUCUUUGCUGUGCCUAUAGCAUAUGUAAUUAUGUAAAUUAUUCAAAUUGCCCUUAAGAAUAUGUGUAAAUACUAAAUAAUCGUUGUUAAAGUGUCGACGUAUUGUUCGUCGGCGCCUUACGUGAUGUAAUAAGUUUUAUAGGAGUAUGUAGUUCCCAGAUUGAGUUGACAUCUGUUUAUCAAUUAAGUUUUUUUUAAAUAUAGGUAUUAUUGUUAUACAGAA
Plodia interpunctella (Indianmeal moth) is the source of this 3166-nucleotide messenger RNA. It is a transcript of the gene Bdp1, whose product is annotated as B double prime 1. Bases 200 to 2542 code for a protein of 780 amino acids. Gene Ontology annotation, cellular component: transcription factor TFIIIB complex. The record is from RefSeq and is a predicted model, not a curated record. The transcript is spliced from 10 exons. NCBI's taxonomy places the organism in Eukaryota, Metazoa, Arthropoda, Insecta, Lepidoptera, Pyralidae. Gene Ontology annotation, biological process: RNA polymerase III preinitiation complex assembly. Gene Ontology annotation, molecular function: TFIIIC-class transcription factor complex binding.